AAUAGUUUAUUUUUAAUAGAAAAGCCUAUUGAAAUGGCAUUUGAGAAACUGGAUAAAGCAAUUGACUCUUUGGAAGAUACUAUAUUGCAAUUUCCAAUUGGAGCAAAAACAAAAGAUGAUUAUAAACCAAUUGAACAAAAAAUAAUGGAUAUAAGGGAAUCAUUAAUAGCGAUAAAUGCUAGAUGUUUAACUGCAAAAGCAAUAAUUGAUUGCAAACUUUCAUCAAAUUCAUCGGAAAAGUUGCACAAGUCUUAUGAUAAGUUAAAUAAAAAUAUUAGUAAUUAUUUGAUAAAUAGGAAGGCUUUAAUAUUGUGCAAUCAAAGUAGAGGUAUACAGGAUAUAAUUUUUCAAAAUGAAGGAUCAAAAGAAAUUCAAGAAAAAGUUAAAGUAUGUUUACAAAAAUUAUUCAUUUUAAAUGAUAAAUUAAUAUCCAAACACGAGAAAAGGAAAAAGCUAAUGAAGAAGCAACAUCAUUUAAAAUUAGAAUCCUGUAAUGCCAUUUACGAUUAUCAGGAUUUUUUAAAAGAAAGAGAAACCAUAAGGAAUCAACGACUUAAAGAAUUAAAUCCAGAUUACGUGCAAUUCAAAGUGAAAAUCAAUCGUUCCAUUUCUAAAAUAUACACAAUGAAGAAACUUAUAACCAACUUGAUUGCUUCCAUGUAUAAAGAAUUAUAUAAUAACGUGGAACUUAUAGAAGUGCUUGGUAAACAUAAGGAUAUGAUAAAUUAUGAAACAAUUAAAGAAAUAGCUAGAAAUACAAAUCUUAAUAACAGCUGA
Molecule: messenger RNA, 777 nt
Organism: Ceratosolen solmsi marchali
Lineage: Eukaryota; Metazoa; Arthropoda; Insecta; Hymenoptera; Agaonidae
Exons: 4
Coding region: 34-777 (247 amino acids)
Source: RefSeq, a predicted model, not a curated record